AUGGUAACCGUAGUUAAAGAAGUAAUUAUCAAAAAACAAUGUGCAAAACUGAAUUUAAUAAACAAUUCGAUUACAUCAAAAGAUGCAGUUAUUUUAGCCGCCGGUUUGAAGAAUAAUUCAACGUUGAAAUUAUUAAAUCUUUCCGGCACUCGAAUAAGUGAUCUAGGCAUUCAAUAUAUUACCAAAGCAUUAUCAAUCAAUAGCAAUAUACUCAAAGAAUUAAGAGUAGCAAAUAUCGGUCUUACAAAUAAAGGCGCAGAAGGUCUUGCUCUGAUGGUGAAGAUGAACAAAACAUUGAUUCAUUUGGACUUACAUGAAAACGAUUUCAGUGAUGAAGGAUUGAAGGCACUUUUCGUAUGGUUUCGUGAUCUAUCGAGAAAAAAUGAAAUUAGACUUAACAAAGCUGCUGAAAGAGCUGGACUAAUAGAACGAACAGAAACGCCACCCUUACAGGAAGUUUGGUGGAUGCUAAAUCUGAAUUAUUUUUUGGGCUGUACUCGGUGA
Adineta ricciae is the source of this 504-nucleotide messenger RNA. The record is from the annotation of a GenBank genome assembly. Lineage: Eukaryota; Metazoa; Rotifera; Eurotatoria; Adinetida; Adinetidae.